Messenger RNA from Annulohypoxylon maeteangense, 987 nucleotides. RefSeq lists its product as uncharacterized. The annotation marks the transcript as partial. The transcript is spliced from 2 exons. Lineage: Eukaryota; Fungi; Ascomycota; Sordariomycetes; Xylariales; Hypoxylaceae. The record is from RefSeq and is a predicted model, not a curated record.
GUAAAUAAAACCGUGGCAGCAGUCGAGCUCCCAAAAUACUUUCCCUCAACACCUUUUUCCCAAGUUCAAGAAUUCUUUCAUAGAAUUCAUCCCCACCCCAACACCGUCACCAUGGCCGACUCUCCAAAGGAGAACAAAAAGCCGGCACCGCUCCCGAGCUCCCCUCUCCGUGAAUAUGAAGGCGACACGCCCAUGACCGACGCGUCUCCCCUCAACACCGUUCAGGGAUCCCGUACACGCCCUUCUCCGGCUGAUACUCCCGUGCGCGCGCCCCGCACCUCGCUCUCCGGACAUCAGUACGUCAACGAGUACAUCGCGACCCCGCGUAACUCGCGCUCCUCAUCGACCUCGUCAACCGGCGGUGACCCGAUUGUCCCCACCCCCGGCAUGGUCCCGCGCUCGCGCACCAGCAUCAACACGGCCGGCCAACGCACGCCCACCCAAGGCGCUGCACAGCCCUUGACUCCCUACCCGGGCACUGACGCAUCCACUCCGGGUCUGCCUGCCAUGUCCACCAUGACUCCCGGAACUGGCAUCUCGUCUCUCGCCAGCUCAAGCAGCUUCCGCAGCUCCGUUCUCGCAGGCGAGCGCCCCAUGCCGGAGACGCCCGCGCAGGCCACCACGGGCACGCCGAAGGAGAUGCCCGAGCGUCGUCGCAGCACCCGCUUCAGACCGCGCGAUAGCGUGGGUGUCAUCACGCCCACCAACCCCACGCACCGCCGUGCAAGCGCGCUCUUCCAGUCGCAGUCCGAUGCUGCGCGUGAAGCGGAUGCCGUACGUGAAGCGGAUGCCGCACGUGAAGCCCAUGAAGCCGAUGUCGCGCAUCAGAACGAGGUGAGGCGUAGACUAAGAAGUAUAUUCAAGGGUAGAAUGGCGGAGAAUCUCGGCCUCGCUUCUGAUUCGUCCAAGAGCUCACAGAAUAAGGAGGUGGAGAAGGACAAGGAGGGUGAUAAGGAGGAGGAUGAAGAUGAGGAGAAGAAGGAUUAA